Messenger RNA from Eurytemora carolleeae, 662 nucleotides. It is a transcript of the gene Ufc1, whose product is annotated as ubiquitin-fold modifier-conjugating enzyme 1. The coding region runs from base 10 to 489 and encodes 159 amino acids. The transcript is spliced from 5 exons. Gene Ontology annotation, cellular component: cytoplasm. The record is from RefSeq and is a predicted model, not a curated record. Gene Ontology annotation, biological process: protein K69-linked ufmylation. Lineage: Eukaryota; Metazoa; Arthropoda; Copepoda; Calanoida; Temoridae. Gene Ontology annotation, molecular function: UFM1 conjugating enzyme activity.
AGAUUGAAAAUGGUGGAUGCUCAAACCAAGAAAACGCUAAGUGGAAUUCCUCUUCUAAAAACUAAGGCUGGGCCCCGGGACAAGGAUGCUUGGGUGAACCGGUUGAAGGAGGAGUACCAGUCCCUCAUCAAGUACGUCAGCACCAACAAGGAGGCGGACAAUGACUGGUUCAGGCUUGAGUCCAAUAAGGAGGGGACCCGUUGGUUCGGGAAAUGCUGGUAUUUCCAUGAUAAGCUGAAGUAUGAGUUCGAUGUUGAGUUUGAUAUUCCAGUAACGUAUCCAGAUACAGCUCCAGAGAUUGCACUACCGGAGCUGGACGGGAAAACGGCAAAGUUUUUUGUGGGACUUUUCAAACCUCUGUGGGGCAGAAAUGCCCCAAAAUUUGGUAUUGCCCACGCUAUGGCUCUAGGACUGGGACCCUGGUUAGCUGUAGAGAUACCAGAUCUUAUAGAGAAGGGGGUCAUCACUUACAAGGAAAAAACAACAUAAACAAACUAAAUCCAAUAUUUUACUCAUCAGAAUUCUAGAACGUUCCGUUGAGAUUGCAUCAAAACUGUAUUAUUGCUUCAUAUUUGUAUUUUUGUUAAAGUUAAUUAGAAACAAACCUAUUUUUAUAUAAUUUAUGAAUAAAGUGUUGAUCAAAAAAAUGUUUUUUAAAUCUC